AUGGAGAUCAAUGACGAAGUCAACAAGUUCCGUAAGUUAUCAAACUCACUCAGUAUCUGCCAUGGAUGCCUUAUACAUGGAUCUAGAGUUGUGAUUCCACAUAGCUUGCAGCCAAAGAUCCACAAUCUUCUGCAUCUUGGACUCUUUGGCAUGGAACGCAUGAAACAACUAGCAAGAACUGUUGUUUAUUGGCCUGGUAUCGAUGCUGCUAUAGAGAUAGCCAGUCGACGAUGUGAUUCGUGCAACGAACAUCAAAUGCAGCCAUCUAAGCCUCCAGUCCACCCAUGGAUUUUACCAGAAAAGCCGUGGAGCCGCUUACACCUAGACCACGCAAUAAAUUUUAUGGGUAGAGAUUGGCUGGUGAUCACAGAUGCUUAUUCCAAGUAG
Octopus bimaculoides (California two-spot octopus) is the source of this 387-nucleotide messenger RNA. RefSeq lists its product as uncharacterized. NCBI's taxonomy places the organism in Eukaryota, Metazoa, Mollusca, Cephalopoda, Octopoda, Octopodidae. The record is from RefSeq and is a predicted model, not a curated record.